Molecule: messenger RNA, 1104 nt
Organism: Didymosphaeria variabile
Lineage: Eukaryota; Fungi; Ascomycota; Dothideomycetes; Pleosporales; Didymosphaeriaceae
Exons: 2
Coding region: 1-1104 (367 amino acids)
Molecular function (GO): protein binding
Source: RefSeq, a predicted model, not a curated record
AUGGAGGAGGUGGAUCCCGAAACAGACCUCCUGAGAAGGGUUCCGAUUCUUCGACGCACGAAGGUCAGAAUCGCGAAGCUAAUGACACGGAUAGGUGGCUUCUUAAAAGAGGUUGGAUUCGACGCCCAUGAUCCACUUCAAGAUCCUUCGAAAGCACUGCUCCCGGCCUCUGGUAGAGGAAACUGCGCUGCGGUGAAGACGCUUUUGGAUAAGGGAGCCGAUGUCAACGCAAAAGAUAAAAAGGGCGACACUGCACUUCACAAAGCCGCCCUUAGAGGUCAGGCUGAAGUAGUACAGCUUCUGGUUAAAGAGGGAGCGCAACCUGACGAAGGGAACAAGGAUGGGAGUACGUCAUUGCACAAAGCCGCAAAAGCCGGGUAUGAGGAAGUCGUUCGGACGCUCAUUGAAAAUGGCGCCAAAAUCGAAGCACAAGAUUGUUUCGGUCAUUCUGUCAUAGGAAUCGCAGCGUCAUACGGUCAGUAUGCAGUCGUCGAUACACUACUGAAGAGUGGCGCCAAGGUCGACAUGCGAGACCAUCAUGGCAGGUCCGCUACACACUAUGCCGCUGGGAAGGGAUACGACGCUAUCGUAAAGCUGCUCCUUCACAACAGGGCGAGUAUCAAUGCAAAGGACCACUAUAAGAGUCGACCGCUACACCGGGCAGUAUUACAUGGCAAUGAAUCCGUCGUCAAGAUCCUGCUCGACAAGAGUGCAGAUGUGGAUGUCACCGAUCAACACGGGAGUACCCCUUUGCACGAAGCCGCUACGAGAGGGCAUGCUACUGUUAUAGAUCUACUAUUGGUCCACGAACCGGAAGUAGAUGCGGUAGACAAGCUUGGAAAUACGGCACUCCAUCGGGCUGUGCUAGGCGGGCAUGAAGACAUCGUUGAAUCUCUUCUCAAGAGCAAGGCCAACAUCAAACUGCCGAACGGGAAGGGGCAAACAGCUCUUCAUCUGGCAGCAGCAAAGGGCGACAACACGAUGGUCGUAAAACUGAUUGAGAGGGAGGCUCUGGUGGAUACAAAGGACCUGGCGGGGUUUACACCACUUUUCAAGGCUGUUGACGCUGGGCACGACAAAGUCGUUCAUUGGCCAGAAAGCUAA